CCCAGCACGUUACUUCACGGUUGUGAAAAUGUCCUUGUGAAUGUGUUGUGGGAUUGUCUGUUUGCCCUGACUCAAUCAAGAGUAGUAUUUUCUUUCGUUUGCUUCAAAAUGACAAGCAGAGGUACCCCGAGUCGCUUUCUAAAAAGCGUGCUUCAGAAUGGUGUUGGCCGCUACGUUUGUCAGCUGAAGCGCAUUUCUCUCGUCUUCUCCAAGAAUGCUCAGAGUUCCCUGGGAGCAAGACAUUUUAUAGAGGAAGGUGUUGUGGACUUCGCCAAAAAGAACCCUGGCACCGUGGUGUACAUCUCCCCAGAACCCUGCAGGAUACCAAGGAUAGUGGCAGAGUACUUGAACGGCACGGUGAGAGAGGAGGCGAUCACCAGCAAGACGUCCCAGCAGAUCUCGGAGCUGGUGACCAAGAUGGCCAACCAGUCGGGACUGGACAUCAUUCGCAUCCGCAAGCCGUACCACACAGACUCCCCCAGCAUCCAGGGCCAGUGGCACCCCUUCACCAACAGACCCCCCGCCGACGGGUUCAUCCGUCCGCCAGGGAAGGAGACCAGCUCGUGAUGAUCAUGGGACCGCCGCUAUUUAUUAUGUUCAUGAAAUGUUUCAUGAUGAGAGAGGUGGUGUUUGGGUAUUUCUCAAAGUGAAGUGUUCUAGCCUUGCGAGUGUGUGUGUAAAGCCCAUUUUUUGCGGAUUUCACCAAGGUGUACCCAAUAAUGAAUUACAAUUAGAACUAGGGAUGCACCGAUACUGGUCUCUGUAUCGGCACCCGAUACUGCUCAUUGUACUCGUACUCGUACUCGUCAAGCACUUGCCAAUACCAGGAACGAUAUUACUAUUACACAAAACAAUGCAAAAUCUUGUCACGUUCUGCGAACUUGAAAGCAGCAUGGAAAAAAGUGCCACCUCAUACAUUUACUAACAUUUAAAUCUACAUGGAAAUGGACAAUAAAAAUAUCACAGGUGGAAAAAAACAAGGCCAUGCAUUUAUUUUCAUUGUAUUUUGGUGAUAAAAGGUAUCGGUAUCGGUACUCGUUAUCGGCAAGUAAACACAUUAAUGUACUCGUACUUGUAUCGGUUUUCAAAAAAGUGGUAUCUGUGCUUCCCUAAUUAGAACUAGUUAUUGGAUACUCCUUGGUGAAACCCGCAAAAAAAUGGGCGAUACUCGCAAUAGCAAGGCUAGAACACUUUGAGAAGACUUUGAUAAAUACCCUGUGUGUCCUGGGGUGACGGGGUAUUGAUUAUACUGAGUAUAUGUGAGUUGUGAAUCACUCGUGGGGCCACAGGUCACUGCAAUCGUGAUGGCGCAGAAGUAAUCAAAACCUUGUAGAAUGAUGUAGUGCUGCACACAUUUGCGCAGAUUCGAUAAUUUCUGCAACAUCAUUAACACAGUGUACGGCGUAUGACCAGAAGUGGGGUGGGGUGGCUCCUGUCAUCAGAUGAGACCACAGAGCUGUAUGGACUGAACUGGGGCUUUCUGCAAAGCUGCAGAUGCCACUUUAUCUUUACACAGAGAGAACGAAAUGACUGGACAGUUCUUGGGCCAAAGAAGAAGUAGAACUUGGCAAUUGCAUCCGUUGCCAUGGCUGCUACACUUACACAUGUGGAUGAUGUGGAUGCUGCUUUCAGUGCAGCAACACUGAUGAAUACUCUUCCCUGACUUAUUUUGACAUGCGCAUCAAUGUAAAGUGUAUAUUGGAGGACAAGAAGUCAUGAGAACCGACAAUUAAAGUGUUUGUUUUUUCAAAU
This is a messenger RNA of Engraulis encrasicolus (European anchovy), 1752 nucleotides long. RefSeq names its product mitochondrial ribosomal protein L43 (gene mrpl43). Gene Ontology annotation, cellular component: mitochondrial large ribosomal subunit. Lineage: Eukaryota; Metazoa; Chordata; Actinopteri; Clupeiformes; Engraulidae. The transcript is spliced from 3 exons. Gene Ontology annotation, biological process: mitochondrial translation. Bases 109 to 567 code for a protein of 152 amino acids. The record is from RefSeq and is a predicted model, not a curated record. Gene Ontology annotation, molecular function: structural constituent of ribosome.